Necator americanus (New World hookworm) is the source of this 687-nucleotide messenger RNA. RefSeq lists its product as uncharacterized. Lineage: Eukaryota; Metazoa; Nematoda; Chromadorea; Rhabditida; Ancylostomatidae. The transcript has 8 exons. Bases 1 to 687 code for a protein of 228 amino acids. The record is from RefSeq and is a predicted model, not a curated record.
AUGAUAAAUAUUCCUGAUCCGGAUUUAAAAACGAUCGUGAUAAUAGCGUCGUUAGUGUCCUAUGUGGUAUAUAAUAUAUUAUUUUUGGUUGCACAACUCUGGGAAGCAUUUGCUACGUUGGUUUUAGGUUUGUAUUAUGCCUUAAUAUUUUACGGAUACAUGUAUAAAAAUAAAAAAGUAAUGAUGAUAGGAACUGCUCUGCAGGCGUUGGCAACGGUCGUAUUUUUUGGUUUGUUUGUAUUUUUUAUGGUAGAAAUAUUCACAGCACAUUCUCUUGUCUACCAUGUUCUUGUUUAUAUUAAAAAUAUGAAUGAAAAUAAGCGAGUUGAAGUUGCCCGAAACUGCUCUAUUGCUAUGACGAUUGACAGCCUUAUCACAGCUGUUCUGCAUUUUUGGGCCCUGUAUUUCUGCGUCAAGGAAUGCAAGUUCACUGAAUCACCAUGGAUGACGGUUGUGAACGCCUUCGAAGGUCUACGAUUUCAGCGGGACCAAAGUGGAGGCUCAUUGGAGACACCUAUCGCAGCGAUAGCAAUCCAUACAGAGCUGGAAUACCCUGAACAAACAGAUAUUCCACGACUUCGUACCACUUCGUACGGUGAAAUUGUUGGCGUGGAAUCACGGAUUGGAAGAGGACGACUUUCUGAUCGUCACAGAUCCAUGCCUACGACAACACGUACCGCAUUCUAA